Messenger RNA from Astrephomene gubernaculifera, 6102 nucleotides. Lineage: Eukaryota; Viridiplantae; Chlorophyta; Chlorophyceae; Chlamydomonadales; Astrephomenaceae. The record is from the annotation of a GenBank genome assembly.
ACUACACCUUUUGUUAGGCGACUACGCUAGAUAUAUGCCGGAAUUGACGUCCAUGAUACCCGCUGUCACAUACUAACGGAUUGAGGCAUCGGUGGCCUGGCGUACCGGCAGAGCCACUACUGCGCUGCGCAGCUUACACGACAAAUCAUGGCUGAGUGUCUCCAUACUAGCAGGCACCUUAAGGGUUUCGAUACAUGGCAUCAGUUAUCGGGCCGUUUAGGCCCUUCACGUUGCAUCCCGGGUGUCCAUCCAUCCUUCUCGAGCCGGCUUAGGGAUCAAGCGACAACAGCAAUAUUCCUGCUCUAUGACUUGGCGAUAAGCAGCAAAGUGCUGUUCGGAUAGCGAAUGGAGUGCUUGAGGCUUGCGAACAGUACAGCACACGUAUAAGCCACAGACGAAAAUAGUGUACAGGAUAUGUGCACUUCCAAUGGAAUUCGAGGAAUAACUUACAUACUACUGACAUCUUUUACAUAGAAGGGGGCAGCACUGAAGGGGAUUGAGCGUACGGCGUUGAAAAACUUUCGCAAUCGGUUCACCCGUUAGCGAAACAAGGGACUUAGUAAUGAACAUGGACGGCAUUCUGUGAAAUUAUGGCUACUUGCGAUGCAAGCCGAACGUCAGCAAGCUUUGCAAGGCUCGUUGCUCUUAGCUGAAAAGACCAACACUGCAACGUUGGAAUGGUAUUUUGUUGCUUUCGUAGCUCCUCAACGUCCGAAAAUGCUUUAGCGUCACCUGCAGUAAAAGUUCAGGCACAGGAUGCGGCUGUUGGAGCCACAGCUCGGGCGGGUAGCGCUCCACAAUCGCGCAAUGAUAGCUGUCAGGCAGAACCGGAGUCAACUGGCGAGCAGCGGCAUGUGGCGGUCUCCGACGGCUCACCUCUGCCGGUGUCACAACAGACAUCUAAAGAUGCUGUUAUGCGCGUUGUGGCCUUGCUCCAGGAGCUCCUGGGCAUGACGUCCGAGCGGAUGCAGGUCAGCCGCGUCAUGGCGCUGCUGUGCCAGCGGCUGAACGUUUCGUGGGCGUGUCUGACGGCGCUGUCGGCAGACGGGGAGGUCUUCCAACACACGGGAUCCGCCUAUGUGGUGGACUCCAAGCCGGGCGCCUGCUCCUUCUCCUCCUGCCGUACCUCCAGUGGCAUCAUGCACGGGCAGGGCUUCGGAGGGGGAAUGGGGCCGCGGGGGCCGCCCUCCCGCACCUCCUCCACCAGCAGCAUCUUGGGCGUGUCGGCCAUAGAGGUGGGCUUGUCGGAUCCGCACCCCCUUCGCGGCUCCGAAACCAGCAUCGAGCUGGUCGCCAGCUCCGGUGAGCCCCUCAUGCUGAGCGACCCGGCGGGUCAGUUGGUCUCGGGAACUGGCGCCUCAGGAGCAGCCACGGCGGGGAGCUCCGGUUCCGCUUCGCAGCAGCAGCAGCUGGGCUCCGCAGCAGCAGCAGCCCCGGGCCAUCCUAACGCACCCUCGGCGGCAUCCCAAACGGCGAACAGCCAGAGCCAGCUGGUUCAACAGCAGCCAAAUGUGGGUCAAAUCCAACAACCCGGAGGGGUUGGUGGCGGGGGCGGAGGUGGGAACGCAGCCUGCGGAGGGACACCGCUGGGCGCGGCAAGCAGCACACACGCAGCUGGGACGCGGCAGCAGCAACAGGCAGCGGCAGGCGCAGCAGCAGGAGCAGCAGCGCCCGUUUCCUCCUGGCCCUUCGACUGGCAGCUCAUGUACCGUGACAAGGGCAUGCGCGCCUUUGCCUGCCUGCCAGUCGCCGCCACAAACGGCUCCGGUGCCAUCGUGGGUUGCUUGAGCCUUGGAUCCUUGGAACCCCUAGACUGGAGCCGGCAGUUCUGGGCAAAAUCUGCGACCCUCAUCACGGGCUGGGCCGCAGGCGCCAUCACAACAACACGGGCCACGGCGCGCGCCUCCUUUUACGCGCGACUGUACGGCGCAGCCAACCUAGAAGCCCUCGCGCGGGCUUUUGCGUACGACAUGCCGGUUUUCCUUGCUGACGGCGGCGCGGGGCCCGGUACGGCACUUCCUGAAGUACGACUGGCGCUGGUUUCGUCGCGGCUGCAGCAUGCUGUCGUAUACGCUGCGCCGCUGCUGCAGGUUUCGGGGCGGCUGGGGCUGCCGCUGCCGCAUCAACAUGGCGGCGGCGGCGGUGGGGGGUAUAGCAGUAACGGCGGUUUUGGAGGGCUGUAUAGCGUUGGCAGCGGCGGCAUGGGGCAUACCACGUCUUCCACGGGUGGUCUCGUGUUGGGUUCCGGUCAUGACCGACCGAUCCUUAUGACCGGUUUGGCGGCGGCGGGCGGCGACGCCGCCGCCGCCACUCGUAACGCCUGUGGCGGCGCCGCCACCGGUACGGGUUACGAGCAGAUCGAUUGCAUGGUGCUGGGUUCCACUGCGGACGGAGACGAUGUGCUCAGCGGCUACAGCAGCAGCACCAGUGUGGGCGGUGUGGCACGACGCAUCUUGGGCUCCUCGACCGCGAUGGGCAGCGGUCGGGGGCUGUACGGCAAUGGCCUGGGCAGCGGCGGCAACGUGCCUCCGGAACCACCGCCUGUGGACUGUGUGAAGAUCAGCACAGACAGCACCCUGCUGAUGAGCGUGCUGGAGGCCGGCGACAUCAUGAUCAUCAAGGACGCGCUGCAGUACUUUGGCGGCGGCCGCAUGGUGGCACGUGACCUGGCACUCAACAACACGCGGCCCGCCACCGCCGGCACACUGGUGAUACUGCCGCUGGUGCACCGCUGCCGCUCGCUGGGCUGCGUGUACGUGUUUGCGAGGAAUGAGUUUAAUCUGUCCUUCAGCCGAUCCGCCUGGGGCGACCUAGCAGGCAUGCUCUCACGCGCCGUCUUCACGCAACUCGUGGGUCCGCUGCGACACGAGUGGUACGCGGUGCUGUCGGAAGACGCGCAGACACGACUGCUGACGGCGCCCAAACCCCUGCGCAGCACCCGUACCUCCAUCGCCGGCGCCAGCGGCCGCCGCAGCCGAGUGAAGCGAUCCAAUACAGGCAACAGCCUGUGCUCCGUCGCGUCGUCGCUGCGCCCGUCGUUUGAACUUCCCAGUCGCAGCUUCGAGCCGCCGCUAGGCAGCGUCGCCGCCGCCAGCAGCGUCGCCGCCGCCAGCAGCGUCGCCGGCGGCGGGACGCUUGGCGGCGGCGGCGGCGGCAGUCGGGAGUCCGCCGCCGCCGCGCUGGCGGCGGCGGCGGAGGUACUUGAGUACGCGGGGUUCCUGGGACCAUGGCCUGAAGAGGAGGCACGGCCGCCUUCGGCGGUGGCGACGACAGGAACCAGCAGCGCCAGUCGGCCGUUCAGUGAGCCGGCGGUCGGCGGCAUGGUGACGGCGGCAGAGGAGAUCUCACCGCCCACGAUGCCACCGAGACAUCGGAUCCCCGCUGCACAUGCAAGCGUGCGGAACGGUCUCGGCGGCGGCGGCGGCGGGGGCGACGGUGACGGCGAUGCGCAUGUGGAUGGGUUGGCGGCGGGGCAGGCGGCUGGCGGCGGCGGGGAGCGACGGAGCCCGAGUCCCGGCAGUCUUAGCUUCAAGCUGCCGCCGGGGCUGGCACAAUACGCAGUGGAGCAGGGGCAGGCGGGGCAGGAGACGGGACAGGCCGGGGGCGGCGGUGACGCGUCGAAGUCUGCGACUGGCAGCGGCGGCGGCGAGCUGGGGUCCGCGGUGGUGCCCGGCAUCGAGUCCAGUCGGGAGCAUGACGCGGGGCGGGAGGCGGCGUUGUUACGGCCGAUGAGCGAGGUGGAGGAUGCCGCUUCAGUGGCGCUGGUGGUCUGCGGGUGCGCCGGCGGCGGCGACGGCGCUGCAACGAGUACGGCUAGGUUGGGUCCAGGCGGUGACGGUGCUUCUGGAGCUGCUUCGGGCGCUGGCGCGGCGGUUGGGGCGGUUGCGUCUGCUGCGGGAGUUGAGAGCACAGCGGCGGCUGCGGGAGGUGCGGGUGCCGAGUCGCAGCGUGCGGAGGAGGGCGCCGAGGGGGACGAGGGCGAGGAGAUCAGCGGGAGCAGUCGAGAGCUGCAGGGUUGGCCCGAGCUGGUUGAUAUCCUGUACGACAUGCACCGCACCCGCAACGUGUCCGUGUACCUGGCGGCAUACCGGGGGCGGGCGGUGGCGAUCAAGAUGAUGCGCUCCCACAUGUCCAUGGACGGGAGGCCAGGACACUUGGACUCGGAGGCGCCCACCAUCGCGGCGCAGCACCUCCUGAGCUGCAUCGAACACCCCAACGUGCUCCGCGUCAUCAUGGUUUACCCGCUCGUGUACGAAGUAGUCACCGGCAAGCAGCAGCAACGCCACGCCCCACCUGCACCCGGCGCCAACGCCUCCUUCAACGCCCACUCCAACAACGCCCACUUUGCAGCUGCGGCGGCAGCCGGCAUCCCUGCCGGUGCUGCCGGUGGUGGUGCCUACACCGCCGCCACCGCAGCCGCUCAGCUCUUGCAACAUGGUCUUGCGCCGGGGCAAGGCGGACCCAUGGGUCCGCAUGGCAUGGGUGAUCUGUUUACGGGCGCUGGUGGGCUGGAGUUUCCGGCGGGCGGGGUGUACUUGACGGCGGUGUUGCCUCGGCGCGAGAAGUUCAAGCGUGGCCUAGCGCUGAUGCUUGAACUCUUCCCGUCGUUGAGCCUGCGUGAGGCCAUGCAGAAACGCAUGUUGAUGCCGUUUGGAGACCUGGUCGCACCCCACGCCGUCGCAACAGGCGACAGCAGCGUCGGCGUUGCGACGGCGCUUACCUACUUUACCAGCCAGACGGCUAGCGAGCCCCCUGCCGGCUGCGGCGCCCCGGCAUCACCUUCCCGUGCAGCCCAACAGCAUUUCCAACAGCCCCAGCAGCAGCUCUCGUACCUUCCCUCCCUACCCGAAUUCCUAACACAUAAUCACAACAACGAACCGCAUGGCGCAGCUAACGGCAUCAACUUUGGCCCCGCAGCAAAUGCGGACUCCUCGCCAGGCCUGGCAAUGUACAACAGCAGCGGCCCCAGCGCCGGCGGGUUGGGCAGCGGCCCCGGCGGCGGCGUCAGCAGCAGCGCCACCACACCCCCCAUGGCGCUCCUCCUCUCCAUCCUCUCCCAGAUUGCUUCAGGCAUGUACGCUCUACAUGCGGCGGGGUUACCUCACGGCGAGCUCCGGCCGGAGAAUGUGCUGCUGGCGAUGCCGCCACCGCCGCCGCCGACCCCCUCAUGCGGCAACCACAACGGCAUGUGGCUGCCGCACAAUGGCAGCAGCAACGGCGCGGUGCUGGUUUCAGCUGCUGAAGGCACAGUACACUGCGGAGGUGGCGGUGGCGGCGGCACGCCGAGAAGGUCGCCGUCGCCUCGAAGUGGCCCCUCGUCAUCAACGGCGGCGGCGGGAGCAGCGAUGGCAACAGCGGCGGCGGCGGCGGCGCCGGGUUUCGGCCGGACGUCGGGUACCUGCGCUGGCCUGCAUGGCAACAGCGGCCGGGCACGUAACGCCGGCGGAUGGCUGUCGUACUCUAGCGUCAACGGCGGCGCACUGUCCGUGGCGGAGACGGAUAAGUCAAUGCCCGAGCGGCCGCAGCAGGGGCGUCCGAUCACUCCGGAGGUUAUGGUCAAGAUUAAAGACGCCGCCAUGACCGUGGUCGGCUUCUCCAAGGGCUCCCAGACGGUCCGAAAGCUGCUGCAACGCAACCGCAGCACGGUGCUGCCCUUCCUGCCGCCGGAGGUGCAUCGAGGGGAGCGAUUCGGACGCAGCGCCGACGUCUACAUGUUUGGGGUCCUGAUGUGGGAGCUCUACACCGGCGGCGUGGCCUUCUCCCACCUGGCCGGCACCCCCGUCAAGCUGCUGCAAACCGUCAUCGCAGACGGCGUGCGGCCGCCCUGGCCCGAGGGCACCCCGCUGUGGUACCAGGCGCUCGCAGCGCGCUGCUGGGCGGGCAACCCCAAGCAGCGACCCUCCUUCCGCCGCAUCCUGGACAAACUGGCGGAAGCGGCGAACCUGGUGGCUAACCCCAGUGGCACCCCAGGCGGCAGCGGCAGCCCCACGCAGGGGGCCGCAGCGGUUGUAAGCUACGAAAAGGCGUAACUGUAGAUCGCUGAGUGUGGAGUGGGGUCAGGCAGGAUGGUAAGGACCGUUAUUGGUGCGGAGAGGAGAUGGG